Amblyraja radiata (thorny skate) is the source of this 1185-nucleotide messenger RNA. RefSeq names its product hepatocyte nuclear factor 6-like. Lineage: Eukaryota; Metazoa; Chordata; Chondrichthyes; Rajiformes; Rajidae. The coding region runs from base 86 to 1177 and encodes 363 amino acids. Gene Ontology annotation, cellular component: nucleus. Gene Ontology annotation, biological process: regulation of transcription by RNA polymerase II. The record is from RefSeq and is a predicted model, not a curated record. The transcript has 2 exons. Gene Ontology annotation, molecular function: RNA polymerase II cis-regulatory region sequence-specific DNA binding; DNA-binding transcription factor activity, RNA polymerase II-specific.
GAGAGAGAGGUAGCGAGAGAGAGAGAGAGAGAGGGAGGGAAGGAAGGGCAGAGGUUCCUCGUUGAAUCCUCUGCCCAGAUUGGAGAUGGAUCAACAACUGGGUUUGGAGCCGGAGCUGGAACCGGCUAGACUGCAGCAUCUGACCCACUCCAGAGACGGCCAGUGUCCUCUGGGUGUCUCCCAGCCGGUAAGCGGCGUGGGCUCGGCACCGGGCUCCCGGGACUACCGGCCAGACCUGACCCUGCCGGGCCCGUCCGCUGGCCACUACUCUGCCCUGGUCCACCCUGGCCCGGCCGCGGACAGAUACCGAGACCUGCUCCUGCCCAACAAUCUCACGGCCGGCUUCGCCUGCGCGAGGGAGAAUGGGGGCUGCGCCGAUUUCUACGGCCUCCACCUCAAGGGUCUUGGCUUGGGUCAACCGAUGGUCACCCAAGGACCUGGUCCCUACGGGCUCUGCCCCGGCCAACUGGGCGUGGAGAAGCUAUCUCACAUCUUCUCAAGUGGACCGACAUCAAUGUUCUCACCAGAAGAUCACAGCUUGAUGUCGCAUCCGCCCGCUCCAACGUUGUUCGCUCAAGACCACCAGGACGUGGACCUCCUUGCCCACAGGUCCUACGCUGGAGCCUCACCACCAGGGACGUCCAAGGUGCAAGCCUUCGGACAAUCGGAAGACAUCAACACCAAAGAGGUGGCCCGCAAGGUGAUGGGGGAGUUGAAGAGGUACAACAUCCCGCAGGCUGUCUUCGCACGGAGGGUCCUCUGCCGUUCACAGGGAACUCUGUCCGACCUCCUGAGGAACCCCAAGCCUUGGACCAAACUCAAAUCCGGGAGGGAGACCUUCAGGAGAAUGUGGAGCUGGUUGCAGGAGCCAGAAUACCAGAGGAUGUCCUAUCUCAGGCUGGAAGCUUCCCGGAGGAAGGAGCAGGAGGGAGCAGGGGUCGAGCAUCAUCGUUCGCCCAAGAGGCACCGGCUGGUCUUCACCGACGUGCAGCGCCGCACCCUCCUGGCCAUCUACAAGGAGAACCCGCGGCCCAACCGGGACCUCCAGCUGACCAUUGCCCUCCAACUUGGCCUGGAGUUAUCCACCGUUGCCAACUUCUUCAUGAACUCACGCCGCCGGAGCCUGGACAAGUGGUCGGAGGAGGGGACACAGGUCACAAUCGACAACAGGCAAUAGGUGCAGGA